UCCUCCCAUUUCUGGGCCGGUGUUGCUCUCCAUCGCUGCAUGACUAACAGCAGUGCGGAGCUCCAUUGGUUCAGGCUCGUGUCAGUCUGAAGUGAUACUUGUGCGGACCCGCUACAAACUCCAGCUACAUCAGUGAGGAGAGAGCAAAGCAGGACGGGAGGAAAAUGUUGCGGGUCUGCAGCGCCGGGACCGGCUGAGCGGCUCAGACUGAUCGAUAACUGUCACUGCACGCAUCGGAAGAAAGACAUUGCUGAGAAACGCGCUGAAUCGAUCGUCUGGACGUCCGAGUUCUCCGUGGUGUGCCCGCCCUCUGUGGUCUCUCCAUGCCUCCUUCUCCUCUAGACGACAGAAUUGUGGUGGCGCUGCCAAGGCCGAUACGACCUCAGGAACUCCGACUCCGCCUGGACACCAGCUACCUGGAAGCCACCGUGGGCACCGUCGGCGAGACGACGGUCAUCAGCAGCACCACCGUGGUGAAGAUCCAGGCGACCAAGCUUUCGUAUAUGCCCUCGUCCAGCGGCUCCACGCGCUCGCUGACGUGUGGAUGCAGCAGUGCCAGCUGUUGCACGGUGACCACCUACGAGAAAGACGGCCAGGUCAGCGCCAGCAGCCCCAACUUGAACUCCGGAGUCGGCUAUGGCGUCCACGGGAGCGCGCCGGUGGGCCACGGCAGCGCGCCCAGCCUCACCUCCAGCCUGAGCAGGGGCGGCAUGCGGGUCAUCCACCCCAACGAGCUGGCCAAGAAGCUGACGCAUUGCCCGCUGGGCCACCCGGUCGGGCCGGUGCCCGUCAUCAUCGACUGUCGGCCCUUCAUGGAGUUUAACAAGAGCCACAUCAGGGGCGCCGUGCACAUCAACUGCUCGGACAAGAUCAGCCGGCGGCGGCUACAGCAGGGCAAGAUCACCGUGCUGGACCUCAUCUCCUGCCGGCAGAGCAAGGACUCCUUCAAAGGGAUUUUUUCCAAAGAGCUGGUGGUGUACGACGAGACCACGGUGGACCCGGGCCGGCUGACGCCCUCUCAGCCCCUGCAUGUGGUUCUGGAGUCGCUGCGGAGGGAAGGAAAGGACCCCAUCGUUCUUAAAGGAGGCCUUUCUGGAUUCCGACAGAACCACGAUGAUCUGUGUGAACACUCUCUUCACCUGGAGGAAGGACAGGACGGCAGUACCGCGAUGGGCCUGUCGGGGGCGCUACCUCAUUCCCUGCCCUCCACACCUGAUAUAGAGAACGCAGAGCUGACGGCCAUCCUCCCCUUCCUGUACCUCGGCAACGAGAGAGACGCUCAAGACCUGGAGCAGAUGCAGCGGAUGGACAUCGGCUUCAUCCUGAACGUCACCACGCACCUGCCGCUCUACCACUACGACCUCGGCCUCUUCAACUACAAGCGCUUACCCGCCACCGACAGCAACAAACAGAACCUGCGGCAGUACUUUGAGGAGGCGUUUGAGUUCAUAGAAGAGGCGCACCGGGCCGGUCGAGGGCUCCUCAUUCACUGCCAGGCCGGCGUGUCUCGAUCCGCCACCAUAGUCAUCGCCUACCUGAUGAAACACACCUGGAUGACCAUGACGGACGCCUACAAGUUCGUCAAGUCCCGGCGGCCCAUCAUCUCGCCCAACCUCAACUUCAUGGGUCAGCUUUUAGAGUUCGAGGAAGACCUGAACAACGGCAUCACUCCUCGUAUACUCACGCCCAAACUCAUCGGCGUCGAGACUGUCGUAUAGGAUCUGCUUCAGAGAGGAUUUCCACAUGGAAUAUGCUUUCUUGUUGCCAUUUUAGGCACCCUUUCGGAUGAGGAUUUGGAGACUUGCAUGAGGAAAACGAACCGUUUUUUGCUAUCCCGUCCCGUCAGUGUUGAGCCAAACACUGUGCUGCGGUCAUUCGAUGGCUCUUGGCCGCUGGUGCUGGCUAAAGCCCUCAGAGGAGUCUGAAAAUGAAGGCUUGUGAGGUGUAUCAAUCUUCUUAUUCUAUUUUUAUACAGGAGAGCGACCACCUGAGGUGGCUUCACUGUGCAAUAAUUUGUGUGUGGAAAGCAACCGGGUGCGUGACGUGUACAUAACGACAGUGAGACUUUCAGCCCACCCGGUUAGACGCCCUACUUUUGUGUUUUUGUUCAGGCUCUUUUCAUUUAAGUUCAGUUUAGGCACUGAUUUUCCUCUUUAUCACACUUCAAAACACCUGAAACCAGCUUUAUACAUGUUUGGGCACCCAUUUCGCGUCACGUUUUCUUUGUUAUCACUGACAAUCAGAACAAACCUCAUUUGAAUGUCCUUACAAAAGAAAUUAUAGCAUGUUUACUACAGGCAUAUGGACAAGAACUAAAGUAUAUUACUAUUAAAUCAUCAUCAAAAUAUAGAUUAAAGCAGUUGCUUGAAGACGAGAGUGCGUAAAUGACGAUUUUAAUUUUUUUAAGUCACUGUUGCACAUUCAUAUUUGUACUUCUGCUUCUGUAGGUGUGUGUGUGGGAACACAUAUAUUACGCUUGUAUGUAUUUGUGUUUUCGGCUUCGAUGAUCUCGGUUCGACUCUGUCUUGUUAAAAUCAGGUUGUGAGUUCAGCUUGUUUGCGCACACGUCAGCCGUCAGUAAGAAUUGUGCCUCUAUCGGUGCCUUAACUCAUAUUUUGUGACUUUUAUUUUUGAGUGUGCGACACGGUAACGGCUUUAAACUCUUCUUAAAUUCUCUGUAGCGCAAGGGUGUUUCUGUGAGUUUUAAAUGUGCUAGAAAAGUCAAAAGGUCGAUUUUUUUAUCAUGGCUGUGCGUUGUUUUGAAUUGGGGCAUUGGACAGUAUGUUCUUAUUUCUCAUAAAAGAACUGAAACGCUGUGAAAUAACAAAACUCUGGGCUUGUCUAAAUGUCAAAAAUGCAAAGUGUAACAACAGUUUCUUAUUUGUCACCGUCAAAAUCAUGGAGUUUUCUAAAUAAUGCAUUUCAGUUUUUCAGCUUUACACAAAAAUUGCUUAUUAAUUGCUGCUUUUAGAAGUACAACUAGAAUUGGUACCUUGAACAGUUUCACUGAAAUUGUAUCCUUAUAUUUGUUUAUACAAUAUAAAUAUAUACAGAAGUGGCCAAAAAUGGUGUCCAGCCUAUGAAAACUGACCGCUUUAUCCUUGUGAGGAGAGCAAAAGUCUUUGCAAAUUUAUCAAAAUGUCUUUGUAAAUUUGUUAAAAGUUUUGUAAGCAGAUACAAAACCUGUUUUAUUUGAGAUAAUAAAGCAACGAAAUUGUGCAGACAUAAUUUUUUGCUAAUUAUGAACAUGCAAAAACAAGAGAGAACCAACAAAAUAUUAAUAACUGAUUAUGUUGUAGUCAGUGUUUGCUUUUUGUUGUGAGCCUUUUGUUUUUCUAUGCAUUUUAUUGCAUAGUAAAUUUGUUUUCCUUCUCUUUUUUUGCCAUAUAAUAUUGUCAGAUAUAAGUUUAGUGUUUUGUUUUUCCCUCAUAUUUAAAAUAUGCAAAAAAUAUAAAAUAUUUUCUUGAUAUCUUGAUGGUUGUCCCCUCCACUGUAAAAACAAAAUUUUGUUUCAACUUAAAAAGUAAGUGUUCAUGCUGCUUUAAAAUGGUAAGUUUAGUCAACUUAAAAUGUGAAAUUGUACUAAGUGACAACUUGAAUAUUUGAGUUGACUAAACAUACAUUUUUAAUGCAGCAUGAAUACUUGCUUUUAUUAGUUGAAACAACAAUAUGUUUACAGUUUUGGCCACUACUAAAACUGACCGCUUUAUCCAUGUGAGGAUAGCAAAUGUCUUUGCAAAUUUAACACAAUGUCUUUGCAAAUUUGUUAAAGGUUUUGUAAGCAUAUUGCGUAGUUGCCGAUUGUUUUAUUUUUGAUUUUGGCAUUGUGCAGACAUAAUUUUUUGCUAAUUAUGAACAUGCAAAAACAAGAUUAUGUUGUAGUCAAGUUGCUUUUUCCUGUGAGCCUUUUGUUUUUCUAUGCUUUUUUUGUAUAGUAAAUUAGUUUUCUUUUUUUUUGCCAUAUAAUUUUGUCAGAUAUCAUGUUUAGUGUUUUGUUUUUCCCUCAUAUUUAAAAGAUGCAAAAAAAUAUAAAAUAUUUUCCUCAUAUUUUGAUGGUGAUCCCCUCCACUUUAAAAAACAAGCAACUUUAAAAGGUAAGUGUUCAUGCUGCUUUACUAAGUGAAUAUUUGAGUUGACUAAACAAAAAAAUUGAAUGCAGCAUGAACAAUUACUUUUUUAAGUUGAAACAACAAUUUAUUUACAGUUUUGGCCACUACUGCAUAUAUAAUCAUUAAAAAUUUGACAAGCAAACUACUGACUUAACUUAAAAUACUUACAAGACAUCCUCACAAUCAGUGAAUGCAGUCGUUAUUAUUAAUAUUAUUAUUAUAAAUAGCCUAAUAAAAGCCCAGCCAGCAUACCUAUUAAUCUCACUCUCUACUGAUCAGGCAUUAGAAAUAGACAUGAUUACAUUCAAAGCAGUAAAUUAGACACUGUCAAUAUCUGAAAACAAUCUUCUCUUUCUUAGUUCUUCCUGCAGCUUCAGUUUUCUACAAGUCAACAAGACAUAUAUCAUUGAAUGAAAAUGUUUGGAUGAUAAACCGAAUGCAAAGCACAUUUGUAAUAUGUUAUGCUUUCCUAUAUAUUUACUGCUAAAGGUGCAGAUUCUGUUACUUUCAUGUUCAGCUGAUGCAAAAUGUCUUCUUCUGUUCAAACGCUGGUUUCAUGUCACUCGUGUCACACUGUGCUUGUACGAGCGCGACCCGGAACAUCUGAAUCCGGCUCAAGGAUUUAAAGGGCAAAACUCUCUGGGUGCGCUCAUCCCAUUUUGCAGCAGCAGACGGUACACAUAUUUGCUAAUGGAUUUCUAUGCAUUGUUUAUAUUUUUGCACUGACUUAAAAAAAAAAAAAAAAAAAGCUUUUAAUUUUUUUUUUUUUAUUGAUUAUUUUUUCCCACAAAGGUGCUAUGACGCUGGAGGCCUUCCACAAUGUUUUUGCAUGACCUGCUUUGGUAAAGUGUCUUCCUGUAAGCCAAGAGCUCUCUUUAAAUGUCAGAGUUCAAAACACUGUUAUUUUGUAAUGUGGGGUUUGGAAAUAAACGACAAAAAGAAACUA
Messenger RNA from Megalobrama amblycephala (Wuchang bream), 5055 nucleotides. RefSeq names its product dual specificity phosphatase 10 (gene dusp10). The transcript has 4 exons. Bases 324 to 1718 code for a protein of 464 amino acids. NCBI's taxonomy places the organism in Eukaryota, Metazoa, Chordata, Actinopteri, Cypriniformes, Xenocyprididae. Gene Ontology annotation, cellular component: cytoplasm; cytosol. Gene Ontology annotation, molecular function: protein tyrosine/threonine phosphatase activity; MAP kinase tyrosine/serine/threonine phosphatase activity. The record is from RefSeq and is a predicted model, not a curated record. Gene Ontology annotation, biological process: protein dephosphorylation; negative regulation of JUN kinase activity.